Molecule: messenger RNA, 1605 nt
Organism: Symbiodinium natans
Lineage: Eukaryota; Dinophyceae; Suessiales; Symbiodiniaceae
Source: the annotation of a GenBank genome assembly
AUGGCGAGGGCAUGCCUUGUGCUCCUGCUCUGCGUGGUAUCCCUUGCGCAUAAGGUUCAGAGAAAUGUAGUUUUGCGCAGCCGGCUGCAUGGUGUUGUAGCGACACAGCAGAAGCAGCAGCAGCUGCGCUUGUGCAAUGCCUAUCCAUACGAAGCUGCCAUUGAUGUCUUUCAAGGAAAGGAGAAGCUGACGACAGACAAGCAGCUUCCGUACCGGCAAUGCCGUGAUUUUGACGUUUCACUCAAGGCCAAUGACAAAUUGGACAUCAAGAUCGGCAAUGUCACCACUGGAACUUUUUCUGUGUCGGAAGUGCCCGAAUCCACCGCGCUCCUGUUGCUGGUGGUUUAUCGCCACGAUGUUGAGAGCACAGCCGUGUCGUUCGAGUCCCACAUGUUCAUGGCGGACGAUCCCAACCCACAGGUUGCGAUCAUCGACGCUUUUCUUGGCACUACUGAAUUCAGGCCGAUAAUCUACGCUGGAAACUUGUCGGAGACGCUUCGGUUUGGCAGAGUCAUCUCCUUGAACCCAGGGGACUACACCAUUCGCCUCCAGAAUGAUGCAAACGUGACUCAGGAUGUGGUCCCGGUGCGAGCGCGCAAAGGGGACAAGUACGUGGUGCUGCGCUCUGGCAUCCAGGCCCAGCGCGGGCCCAGUUUCCAGCAGGAGCUGAUUACAUAUCCCGAACCGGAGAAGGAUCUGCUGCCAAGCUUGAAGAGCAGCGCGCGCUCCGCUCGCGCCAGUGCUCUGCUGAUUCCUGCGAUCAUGAUCGCUUUUCAGCAGCGCCUUGGCGGCCUCGCGCUGCUGGCCGCGCUGCUGGCCCCAGCGCAGGCGAUGCAGCUCUCGCCUGCGACCCCGCGCAAAGCUUUCGAGGCUGCGCCUCGGAACCAGAUGCCGCAGCUGAGGGUCUGCAACGCCUUCCCAUCCAGCGAGCCCCUGUCCGUGGCCUGGAGGGAGACUAUCCUGACUGGCGACGAGCCUUUAUCGUACAAGGCAUGUCGGGACGUGCCCCUGUCGAGCGCAAUGAAGGCAGGUGAGAGGCUGCACAUUGGAUUGCGGAAUGGCCCAAGCAACACCUUCCAACUCUCGGACCUUCCGAAGUCGGCAUCGCUUCUGCUCCUGGUCUGUUUUCGCCAGGGCAAAAACUCCCUGGAUCUUCAAUUUCGUUCCCAUGCAUUCGAGCCUGUACAGAACGAGUCUGUCCCUGUUGCCGUGUUGGACACUUACGAUGGCCCUGAGAAGUCCGAAGUGCGAAUCGGUCGGGACAUGGAGGUGAACGCAGGCGGUGGCGAGCAGCUGUGGUAUGACUCAGUUGUUUCUGUCAGUCCUGGCAGCUACCGGCUCUGGUUGCGCAGCGAGGAUGCGACCAAGGAUGAUCUGCGAUUUGCCGCUAGCACCUCCUCCACCUACGUGGUCAUUCGUGUGGGAGGGGAAGCUCACGAGUCCUCGGAGGGCAUGGAGUUUCCACAGGAGUUGAUGAUCUUUCCAAAGAGUGAGACAAGCAGGGAACCUCUACGAGACCGCUACGCGCACCAAAGGAGUAGCACGUCGUCUGCUGGCGCGAGCCUGCUGAUUAUGUGUGGGGCAGUGAUGGCCCUCUUGUGGUGA